GACCGGAGAAUGUCCCGGGCCGGACCCGGCCCUGGCCCCGCGCCGCCGCUGACUCAGCCCGUCCCGCCGCACCACGUGCAGCCGGGGCAGCCCCUGCGUCCCCCUCCCCGUCCCCUCCUUCCCUCCAGCCCAUCCAAACCCGAUGCCUGCCAAAAUUUUCCGGCUGCCUCCGAACUUCCUCAAUCCGGCAGCAUAAAAGCGCAGCGGCCGCGGCUCCCGCAGGCCCCGUCCCGGCGCUGCCACCGACGGCUCCGUGCUGGUGCUCAGCUGGUCCCCAGGAUGUGGUGGCCCGUGCUGCUGGCCCUGCUGGCCCUGCUGGCCCCCGCGGCGCUGGCCCAGCUGCGCCCCGAGCCGGAGCUGGACGCGCAGUGGGAGCUGUGGAAGAAAACGCACCGCAAGCAGUACAACGGGCAGGCGGACGAGGUGACGCGGAGGCUGAUCUGGGAGAAGAACCUCAAAUACAUCAACACCCACAACCUGGAGCACGCCCUGGGCGUCCACACCUUCGAGCUGGCCAUGAACCACCUGGGUGACAUGACCAGCGAGGAGGUGCUGAGGACAAUGACCGGGCUGAAGGUGCCCCGCGGCCACCAGCGCCGCAACGAGACGCUCUUUGUCCCCGACUGGACCGAGAGAGCCCCGGCUGCCCUGGACUGGCGCAAGAAGGGCUACGUCACCCCUGUCAAGAACCAGGGCCAGUGCGGCUCAUGCUGGGCUUUCAGCUCGGUGGGUGCCCUGGAGGGGCAGCUGAAGAGGAAAACAGGGAAACUGCUGUCCCUCAGCCCCCAAAACCUGGUGGACUGUGUGGCCAACAACGACGGCUGCGGGGGCGGGUACAUGACCAACGCCUUCGAGUACGUCCGGCAGAACCGCGGCAUCGACUCCGAGGACUCCUACCCCUACAUCGGCCAGGACGAGAGCUGCAUGUACAGCCCCACGGGGAAGGCGGCCAAGUGCCGCGGCUACCGCGAGAUCCCCGAGGGCAAUGAGAAGGCGCUGAAGAGGGCGGUGGCCCGGGUGGGACCCAUCUCCGUGGGCAUCGACGCCAGCCUGCCCUCCUUCCAGUUCUACAGCCGGGGUGUGUACUACGACGAGAGCUGCAACGCUCAGAACAUCAACCACGCCGUGCUGGCCGUGGGCUACGGGGCCCAGAAGGGCACCAAGCACUGGAUCAUCAAGAACAGCUGGGGCGAGGAAUGGGGCAACAAGGGCUACGUCCUCCUAGCCCGGAACAUGAACAACGCCUGUGGUGUGGCCAACCUGGCCAGCUUCCCCAAGAUGUGACCAGCCCUCCCAGCCCUUCCCUCCCCACUGCCCUGCCCUCCAGCCCAGCCUCUUCCCUCCCAGCCUCAAAGAUGACGGUGCUCCCAGGGGGAAUUCAUUGUUCCCGUGAGAAAUUCCCCCUGGGAAGGGGAGACACCCCUCUUCCACCUGCAGGGAAUGGGGGAUGAGCCCCCCUCAACUCUGUUUUCCUCACUUUGCCAUGCUGGCUUCUGCCUUCCCACGGAUCCGUGAAGGCCAAUCCGCCCAGACGUGCUUCAGGAAACAGGUUCCACUCCAGCCUCUGCCUCAGGAACGCUGGGGUGGAGGUGGAAUAGUCCCAGUGGACAACACAGGUCCCUCUCUCCCCACCCUCCAUCCCAGUGCUGGGAAUGAUAUGACUUUAUUUUUCAACUAAAAUUGGGAAUUAGGCUUGGA
Messenger RNA from Oenanthe melanoleuca, 1698 nucleotides. It is a transcript of the gene CTSK, whose product is annotated as cathepsin K. The coding region runs from base 10 to 1284 and encodes 424 amino acids. The transcript has 8 exons. Gene Ontology annotation, biological process: immune response. Gene Ontology annotation, cellular component: lysosome. The record is from RefSeq and is a predicted model, not a curated record. Lineage: Eukaryota; Metazoa; Chordata; Aves; Passeriformes; Muscicapidae. Gene Ontology annotation, molecular function: cysteine-type endopeptidase activity.